AUGAAAAUCACCGCCCUCGCGCUCAGCACCCUCGGCCUCGCCAGCCUCACUGCUGGCCAGAAUGGCAAUGAUCCGCUCAUCCUGAAUAACCGCACUGGCUUAGCUCCUGUAGUGUACGACACAUUCUCCACCUCGUACACCACCUCUAACGAGCCUGUCGACAACGGCAUGAUCAUGACUGUCCCGGUUACGCCUUCGCCUGUACGUUCCAACACGUUCCUCUUCAAGCCCACCACCUCCGUCAAGUGCUGGCGCAACGGGUAUCCCUGCGGUCAGAACGGUGGUAAGCGCUCUCAGCGCCGCGCCACCGUGUUCGCUCGCGCUACUCCGACCAUCGACGAGGUUCACGUUACUUUACCGCCAGCUUGGGAAUCUCAUCGUGUCCCACUGCCGGAGUUUUUCAGCACUCGUACCGACGUUCAACUUUCUGGUCAGACCGAAGUCCUUGCUGAGAUGGGCGAGAUGACGAUAGGCAUCCUUCCUAUCCCCACUGAGUUCACUGGCGAAAAGCACUACGACGCUCCUCCGAGCGAGACCGAUGCUUUCUUCUCCAUCUUACCAAUCUCAACGCCCACAGUUAUCGUGCCUACACUCACCACGUCUGUCGUUAUUCCUCCUGUCGCUAAGCCCACAGGCACGCCCACUACGACCAGCGGCCUUGCGAUUCCUCCGAAGCCUAAGGAGACCAUCGUCGAUUCUUUCCUCGGUUUCACUACAAAGGGCUUCGCUAUUCCUCCUGAGUUGACUGCCCGUGGAGUGCCUAUUGACUGGUGGCGCGGCCCUGGUCAGCCCGUCGGCCCCGAUGCUCCUCUCGUCCCAGAGGAGGGCAUCGUUGGUUCUAUCCAGCGUCACUCGGUUACCUCCUCUGGUCCCUCUGGGCCCCCCUCCAUGCGCCCUAUUGUUUCUCCGGUUUCCACGGACGCCUGCUUCCAUCACUACUGUCCCUCUGGGAAGGAGACGAGCACGAAGGUGCUGGAGACUACGAUACGCACUACCUUCAAGCCUGUUGCGCCAACGGGUGCGGUUGUGUCAAGCUUCCCGGCUGUGCCGCCGAACACGUCGACCUUGGUCGUUUGA
Macroventuria anomochaeta is the source of this 1077-nucleotide messenger RNA. RefSeq lists its product as uncharacterized. Lineage: Eukaryota; Fungi; Ascomycota; Dothideomycetes; Pleosporales; Didymellaceae. Bases 1 to 1077 code for a protein of 358 amino acids. The transcript has a single exon. The record is from RefSeq and is a predicted model, not a curated record.